Messenger RNA from Drosophila grimshawi, 495 nucleotides. RefSeq lists its product as uncharacterized. The record is from RefSeq and is a predicted model, not a curated record. NCBI's taxonomy places the organism in Eukaryota, Metazoa, Arthropoda, Insecta, Diptera, Drosophilidae. The coding region runs from base 31 to 495 and encodes 154 amino acids. The transcript has a single exon.
GCUUAACGCCCGCGCAUAAGCCACCAAUAAAUGUGUGUUUACCUGCAUCAGUAUAAAACGCAGCCCGUCUGCCAUUUGGAUAGAUAUUCCCUCAACAACUGUCAAGCAGCUAAGAUGUCCAGCUUGAAGUCAAUUUCCGUGCUGCUGUGCCUCGCCAGCGUUUUGUUCUGUGGCUGCUUGGCACGCCCCCUUAUCGCUGACGACUCCGCUGCGAAUGAGGUCACCUCCCAGGAAACGAUUGUCGAUGAUGACUAUGGCAACAAUGAUGCAAUGCAACAAUUUGCACCUGUGGUCGGUGGCGCCUUCUACAAACAGAGACGGGCCUAUUACGCUGCUCCUCCUCAAGCGGCUCCCACAGCUCAGCUGUGGCGCAGCUCAUUUCUGCAACGCUUCUACAACUUCUAUCCAAUGGCAACCGGUGGCGGCAACUAUCUGAGCAACGAGGUGAUGCCGUUGUCCACCUACGAGAUCAUCGAACCGGAGGCAAUGUAUUAA